This is a messenger RNA of Aureobasidium uvarum, 1377 nucleotides long. The record is from the annotation of a GenBank genome assembly. NCBI's taxonomy places the organism in Eukaryota, Fungi, Ascomycota, Dothideomycetes, Dothideales, Saccotheciaceae.
AUGGCUUCGUCAUCCUCAGGUCUCUCCGCCCCGGCUUCCGAGCAGUCGUCCAGAGCAUCCACCCCCGGCCCCGCCGCUGCCAUGGGCCAGGGCGAGAAGACGCCCGACGACAGCAGCAAACUCAAAACAUUUGUCGGCAUCCUGAAGAAGUUCAUCGGUGUUUCUGACAUUGCCGCUGUUCGCUUCUCCCUGCCCGCCCAGCUGCUUGAGCCCAUCCCCAACCUCGGUACGACUCUCUAUGCCUUCAACAACAACACCUCUAACCACGUAACUGCGCANGAGUACUGGCAUUACCUGGACAGACCCGACAUCUUUGCCAGCAUCGGCGACUCGGACGAUGAACUUGGCCGUCUGCUUGCCUGCUUGCGCUUCUGGUUUACCAAGGACCUGAAGUACGUCAAGGGCAAGCCUUGCAAACCAUACAACUCGACUCUCGGAGAGUUCUUCAGAACCGAAGACAACGUGCCCGUUCUCCAAGGCAACAAGGUCAAGUCCGACUCUGCUGGCAAGCCUGUCAAGGUUUCCUACCUCACCGAGCAGACCUCGCAUCAUCCCCCCGUCUCCGCCUACUACGUCGACUGCCCACAGAAGGGCAUUUCUGCAUGCGGUUUCGACCAGAUCAGUGCAAAGUUCACCGGCACCAGCAUCCGUGUCACCCCCGGCAUCUACAAUGAAGGCAUCUAUGUCACUCUGCACAACUGGGGUAACGAGACAUAUCACCUCACUCAUCCCGCUGCAUACCUAGGUGGCUUCUUGCGAGGCAACCUCAACGUCAGCGUCGCCGAUACUUGCUUUGUAACAUGCAAGAAGACCGGCAUCAAGGUCAUUCUUCAGUACCUCGAAGAAGGAUGGCUAGGCAAGACUCAGAAUAAGGUCGAAGGUGUUGUCUACAAGUGUGACGUUGACAACGACAACAUCGCCAGGAUCAAGGACGUCCCCGAAAAGGCCAUCAUCGGCCGCAUCGAGGGUGCCUGGCACGACAAGGUCUACUUCACCAGAGGCUCUGGACCCGCCUCAAAGAACCCUGACAAGGUUCUCCUCAUCGAUGUCAACCCGCUGUUCCCCGUGCAAAAGAUUGUCCCUCCUGCCGAGCAACAGUUGCCCAACGAGUCGCGCAAGUUCUGGAACAACGUCACCGAAGCCAUUCUCAGCAAGCAAUAUUCCAGAGCAACGACAGAGAAACAGGAGCUUGAGGAGCGUCAACGUCAAAAAGCGGCUGAUAGGAAGGCCAGAAAUGCCGAAUGGUCUCCUCGCUUCUUCACUGGUGCCACCACUCCAGCCGGCAUCCCCGAGCUCACUGAAGAGGGCAAGAAGGUCCUCAUCGGUCUGCAAAACGGUGACUACCACCUCGAAGAGAGCAAGGAGACCGGUGCAUAA